This is a messenger RNA of Eimeria acervulina, 1902 nucleotides long. RefSeq names its product eukaryotic translation intiation factor, putative. The record is from RefSeq and is a predicted model, not a curated record. Bases 1 to 1902 code for a protein of 633 amino acids. The transcript is spliced from 9 exons. Gene Ontology annotation, cellular component: eukaryotic translation initiation factor 4F complex. NCBI's taxonomy places the organism in Eukaryota, Apicomplexa, Conoidasida, Eucoccidiorida, Eimeriidae. Gene Ontology annotation, molecular function: mRNA binding; translation initiation factor activity; protein binding.
AUGACUGUCGGGGAGAGCGGGAAACCGUUUUUUGGCCGCCAGCUCAUCAUUGCUGCUUCACGCCGAAUGUCUGACUGCAGAGAAUUUGAUGCAAAGGCGCAUGCAAACGACAAGGCGAGUAAACAGCAAAACUUUGAAGGAGAGACGAUGACAGACCGCGAGGGCCAUAGGUUUGGGGGGCUCUCGUGGCGGCGGGAAGGCAUAGACAGCGACAUGCGUCCUCCGGGCAAGCGCGGAGACAACAGCGUAGCAGGCUGGGCUGCAGCAAACAGCAGCAGCAGCAGCAGUAGCAGCAGCAGCAACGGCAAUGAAUACAAUAGAAGGGCUCCACCUGCUGCUCAUGGGUCCUUCGCUUCAGACACCCGCGGCUUUGACGCGUUUCGAACGGGGGGCAUGCAAAAGAUAGACCACAGAAGCACUCUCCCUCACAUUCCAGCCUCUCAAGCAAACGCAGCAGCAGGAGCAACAGCAGCAGCAGCUCCUGCAACUGCCCCUGUUAACUAUCAUCAGCAGCAGCGAAGAGGCCACACUGCUGCGCCUGUUUCUCGCGGAAGUUUUGCUGUCUUACGACAGCCUGCUGUGCAUGCAGCGCAUGCAGAGGGUCCUGUAAGCCCCAGCAGCAACAGAGCAGCAACAGCUGCCGCUCCCAACCGCCGGGGAGCGGAGGCCCAACAAAGCCCGAGGGGUUUUGCUGCUUUCCGCAGAGGCGACAGCAGCAGCAACAGCAGCAGCAACAGCAGCAGCAGCAGCAGCAGCAGUAACCGCGCCGCACAUGGCAACAACUGGACAUCGUCCGCGGGGAGUCCUGAGGGUGCAGGGGAGAGCAGAGCACCAGCAGCAGCAGCAGCACCAACAGCAGCAGCAGCAGCAACAACAGCAGAAGGAGUUCAGCUGUGGCGUCCUCGUCGCGUACUUACGAGAGAGGAGGAGGUGAAUCGUAAUGUAAAAUCUCUUUUAAACAAACUAACUAUAGAAAAGUUUAAAGUUAUUGCAGAGAAAUUAGCACAAACUCUGGAGCAAAGCCUGCAAAAUCCAACAGAAAUUCGAAUUCAAGUCGAUGCUAUUAUUGAUAAAGCCGUCACAGAACCCGAUUGGUCGGAGAUAUAUGCUUGUGUUUGUUUGUGCUUGAAAGCGUUUCUGUUUGUGUGUGCACUUACGGUGUAUGUACAGCUGCUGCAGUGGCGCAGUGUUGCAGCAGAAGGAGACCCGGACACAAUUAGAAGAACCCCGUUUAUGUUGGGUUUGUUGACGCGAAUUCAGGAGGAGUUUGAGGCAAUGCCUGCGGCGCUGCAGCACGAAGUGCAUGGAGAAUCCGAAGAGAUGCAGCAAGAAGCAACUCGAAUAAAGCGUCGUGUGCUGGGGGUUGUUAAAUUAAUAGGAGAAUUAUUUCAUAGAAAGUUAUUAGGGUUUAAAAUUGUUAAUGAUGUUGUUGUUGAACUCGUUAUGCGAAGCGAAGAACCGGAUGAAUAUCUAGUUGAAUGCUUCUUGCAACUUAUUUCAACUGUUGGGUUUUUCAUCGAUCAAAACCCUAAGAUGAAAGUUGUGCUGGAUUCAUGGUUCGGGCGGCUGAAGGAACUUCAAACAAAAAACUACUCCAAACGACUUAAAUGCGUUAUUCAGGACACUUUCGAUAUGCGUAGAGCCGACUGGCGAAAGAAAAUUCAUAGAGAAAGAGCGAAGGCCCUCAACGAACUGCACGAUCAAUUAGAAACAGAAGAAGUGCUGGGAGGGGCGGUGCAUGCAGCGCAGUAUGGAAAUAUCGUCGUAGUCGGCGAACGAACAAAUCUUAACGGUGAAUACUUGGAUUAUUUAAAGCAGCAAGAAGAGCAGUACCAGGAGAGGGUGGCGAAGAGAAUAGCGGCAGCGCAAGCAGCAGCAGCAUGCAAGCAAGAAGGGGCUUAA